This is a messenger RNA of Diorhabda carinulata, 5578 nucleotides long. Its product is annotated as putative sodium-coupled neutral amino acid transporter 10. The record is from RefSeq and is a predicted model, not a curated record. The coding region runs from base 1136 to 3601 and encodes 821 amino acids. NCBI's taxonomy places the organism in Eukaryota, Metazoa, Arthropoda, Insecta, Coleoptera, Chrysomelidae. Gene Ontology annotation, molecular function: amino acid transmembrane transporter activity. Gene Ontology annotation, biological process: amino acid transmembrane transport. The transcript has a single exon.
UUGAUCCUUGUACCGUAAACAGCCUUAUAAAGUAUAUUGUGAAGUUAUUUCAUUAUUAUUGGAAUUAAUUUGUGAUAAUGGUCUUUUGUGUGCAAACAUUUCAAAACCACGUUCAAGAAAUGUGGUAUUAGUAAGGAUAAUUAAUUGAUGAAGUGGCUUCAACUGUGAAGAAUCUGAUUUUAUUGUUUUUCUUUCCAUGGUAUAGCCAGGGACAUUUAUUGUAGAUAUCAAAAUCGGGAAUUAAUUGAUCGAGAGUAGUGUCUCAAAUUUUGUAUACAUUGUUAAAUCCAUGUAACUCAAAAUACAACAUCAUUUGAACGCAAAAUUCCAUUUUGAAUGUUACAUGUUCAUAAUUUACACAAAAUUCAAGACACAAAGAUUCUCAAUUAAUUAAGUUCCCGUUCCCGAUACAUAUGUAUCGAAAGCUCGGAAUAUAUAUUAAAAAAGUACAUUUUGGUUUUUGAUUCCCAGAACAAUCACGUUUAUUGCUGUAUACUAUUUUUUGAUAAUAGAAUAUACCAAAAUAUUACACACAUUAUAAAAACAUUCAAAACUAAAAAUUUGGACACAACCAAAAAGUUAACCAGAAUAUUAAGACAAUCCAUUGAUACAAGUUUUUGUCUUAUUCACAAUUUCCAUCAUUAAUAUGUGCCAGGUUUGUUUCGUUUGUGUAGUUUUUGUAAAAUCCCCUUAAAAGUUCACGCAUUAUCACUUUUAUAAACAUCCAAGCUUUUUGCGGAUCUACUCCACCAAAAAUCCUCAUUUAAAUAUAAGUAUCAUACGUUGACUUUUUGGUUAGGUUGUCUUUUGAAAUGAUAGACAUAUUACAAAUACUUGUAAUGCCAAUUUUUUGUUGCAUGUACAUUAUUGAAUUGCACUACUCACUUAUCGUUAUUUUAUAAAUUACCAUAAUAAGGUCAAAGACCGUUUCAAUUCUACUUUUUUUUUAAAUCUCGAGACCACAGAUCAACCACUUGAGACUUGAAGUUUGCACAGGUCUGUAUAAGAAAAGAAAAGAAGAAUUUAUCAUAGAUUACAAUGUAUAUAUACUAUAGGUUAUAUUACAGUAUCAACGUAAUUUCAAUAAAUGUGGUGAUAAAAUUAUGUUUAAAAUAACUGAUCGAUAAAAAUCAAUAUGGAUACACUCAACGGACAUGUUAUGAAUUUAGCGAACAGCAUUAUUGGUGUUAGUGUACUUGCAAUGCCUUAUUGUUUCAAGGAAUGUGGAAUUAUAUUAUCAAUAAUAUUAUUAUUAAUAAGCAGUAUCGUUUCGAGACUAACGUGUCAUUACUUACUUAAAUCUGCAAUUAUAUCUAGAAGAAAGACGUUUGAAUUUCUGGCGUUCCACCUGUUUGGUAGCUUAGGAAAGCUUGCUAUAGAAAUAGGAAUGAUUGGUUUUCUACUUGGUACCUGCAUAGCAUUUUUUGUGGUAAUGGGAGAUCUAGGACCAUUAAUAAUAUCAGAAGUAACGCAAGCACAAAUUACAUCUACAACUCGUACCAGCAUUUUAUUAGCUUUAGCUCUAUUUGUGGUUUUACCACUUGGACUUUUAAGGAAUAUACAUAGUUUGAAUAGUGUAUCAAAAGCUACUAUGGUGUUUUAUUGUUGUUUAGUUCUUAGAAUCAUUAUUGAAGCCUUGCCGCAACUAUUUGAAGACAAUUGGUAUAACAAAGUCAACUUGUGGAGACCAGAAGGCUUAUUACAGUGUAUUCCAAUUUUCUCUAUGGCACUGUUUUGCCAAACACAGUUAUUUGAAAUAUAUGAUGUAGUUCCAAAUGCAACACUUGAUAAAAUGAACAAUUUAAUAAGACAUGCUGUUAAUUUUUGUACAGGAGUAUACAUCUGUGUAGGUUUGUUUGGAUAUAUAGCUUUUGUUAACAAAUCUUUCACAGGAAAUAUUUUAUUAAGUUUUGAACCAGGGUUUAUAUCACAUGUUAUGAAAGUGGGAUUUAUAUUUUCAAUUGCUUUUAGUUUCCCUUUGGUUAUAUUUCCAUGUAGAGCUAGUAUUUACUCGUGUUUAUUUAAAGAAGGUUAUUCUGUACAUGAAGGUAGUGUAAACUAUAUACCAGAGGGCAAAUUUAAAGGCCUCACUUUGUUAAUAGUAACUAUUUCUCUGACAGUUGGUAUUCUAAUUCCAAAUAUUGAACUAGUACUAAGUUUAGUAGGUUCCACUAUUGGUGUGAUGAUAUGUGUCCUCUUUCCUGUUACUGCUUUCAUUUGCGUUUCUCAAAAAAACACAAAUGAAAGACUUCUAGCACAAUUUUUGUUAAUGGUUGGUAUAUUUGUAAUGGUUGUUGGAACAUAUAGAAAUAUGCAAACUGUAGAUAGUCUACGACCUCAACUAGAGCUCAUUACCAGUAAAUCUCUACAUGAAUUGGAAACAAAUCAAGUCAAUAUUGAAAAAAGUAUAAAGAAGUUGCCUGUAACAGAAAAAAUUGAAAUAAAACCUGAAAUAAUAACUAGUGAUGAAGUUGUUAAAGAAGUCAGACAUGAACCGCCACAGCCUGUGGAGCCUGUAGAAGAGGAACCCGAAAAAAAGUUGAUACCUCAAGUUCCUAAAAAAAUAAAGAAUAUGUUACAACAAGAAAAAGUGAAAAAAUCAGUUGAAGAAAUUAAACCCGCUCUUGUUGCCAAAGAUAUAUUAAAUGAUACAAAGAAUGAACAAGUGGAUAUAGAAGCUAUAAAAAAAGAGGAUAAAGAAGAAUUGCUACUGAUAGAAAAAUUAGAAACGUUUAAAGAGAAAGAACAUACAGAUGAACAUAAAGCAUUAAUAGAAUCAAUACAAAAACAAAAUGAAGUCCAAAAAGAAAUUGUUGAACAGCAAAAACAAUUACUCGAGGUGAUAAAGAAACAACAAGAGACAGAGAGUGAACAAAAAUUAGAUGAGGUGAAACAAGAAAAAAUGAAAGCAGUGAAGCAAAUUGAAAUUAUCGCUCUCAAAGCUAUAGAAAAAAUUAGUGAAGGAGAAGAUGCCAAGAAAGUUGUAGAUGGUAUGAAAGAAGGUAUAGAGAAAAGUAAACUUAUAAAUCCAGAUACCAAGCAAAAUGUAGAUAAUCAGAUAGAUCAUAGCAAAAAAAUGGAUAAAGUGCCUGCUAGAAUUAAAGAAAAGGAACGGUUUGAAAAAAACGUUCAGGAAGUUAAAAUAGAAGUACAAGAAUUGAGUUCUCAAUUAAAUGAAAUAGAUCAAAAUUUGAAAAACAAGCAUGGUAAUGAUAUAUCUCAACAACAUCUAAAUACAGAAAACAAACUUGAACCAAAACGCAAUAUAAAUAAGCAUAAUGAUAAAAAAAGAAACAACGAAAAACCAAAAAAAUUGACAAAACAAAACAAUUCCAAUAAAGAAACUGAAUCUUUAAAUCAAUCUAAAAAUGGUUCCUUGUACUUGAAAGUCGGUGCAAGUGAUAUAAAAAUUAGUGACGACAACAAUCCUGCUAAACUUCUACCAUUACCUAUAGCAAUAUCCAAUUCAAAUAAAAAAAAUGACAAUACUGUAGAUGAAAAUGGAACAAAAAAAGACAAAAAUAAAAUUGUUGAUAAUAAACAGUCGAGUAAUGAAGUUCAAGCUUUAAGAAGAGAUAUUCUUAGUAUAUCAACAAAUUAAAAAAUAAAAUUAUUAAAAUGACUGCUAACCAUUUCAUAUUUAUUAUUCUUUUAACUUUUCUUUCAGUAUUUUUGUAUUUGUUUUGACAUUUUUGACUUUUUUUCUUAUUAUUAGUAAAAAAUUUUAUUUGUGGUGUAAUUGAUAGUGAUAAAUGCAUAUAUGUAAUACUUCUGUAUGGACAGUUUCUAUAAGUGGAAGCCAGACAGGAAGACAGAAUAAUAACGCUUUCUCUAUCCUCCGAGGUUCCAGCUCGGUUCCACGCAUUCUCAAGCAUGCGCAGUUCAGAUAAAGUAUCUCGAAAGAGAGAGAAAAUGAAUUUUGUCGGCACCGUAACGUAGGGACGUUUUUUCCCAUAGCAACUGUCCAUAUAGGAGUAUUACAUAUAUGGAUAAAUGAUGGUUUAGGCUAAGAUUCAUAGAAAAUAGUUUAUUGCGAAAUUUCCUAUUUAAUUUAUUAAAAUCAAAAUUAUUCAUAUCUCACUCAUAUUUCAAAGGGGCAUAUUCCAAAAAAAUUGGCAUUUUCCGUCCAAUGUAUACUUUAAGAUUAUGUUGAUUUAAUAGUACUAUAUAAUUAGUACUAACAGAUUCCGCGUGGGGCGCCAAGAGUCACUAUUGCAAUGAGUUAAGUCCUUCUAUGAGAGUGAAGAUUUCCAAUAUAUGUAAUACUCCUAUAUGGACAGUUUCUAUAAGUGGAAAGUGUUCCGACUAAGUGAAACAAAUAAUGUAUCGUUCUCUCUCUCUCUCUCUCCUCCGAGCGCUUCAGUUAGUUCUUCGCAUCUUUUGCGCGCAGUAUAAAGUGUCCCGAACGAGAGAGAAAAUGAAUAUUUUCGGCAACGUAACGUAGGGACGUUUUUCUCCCAUAAGAACUAUCCAGAUAGGAGUAUUACAUAUAUGAGAUUUUCACGAGGUGGUUAUGAGAAAAAUAAGAAGAAAAAAUGCAUAAAUUUGGUUCUGACCCCGGCCUACACAACUAAGUCAAAGAUUGACGCAAACAAAAAAUAUUUAUUAUCUUUAUUUGAAUGUGAUUUCCAAGUCAUACCAACAUCGGGCUACGCUAGAUUUGAAAAAAUUAUUUCAAUUUAAAAUUCUCGUUCCACGUUGCUCAAUAUCAUUUUGUUUUUUUUUUUAUGCUGUUCUUCCUUACAUUAAACGAAGAUUUACUUAAGUUUAAACACAACUUUUGAGGGCGAGCUUUAGUUUAAACAUUUUUGGGUUUACUAAUUUCGUGUUUUUUUUCUUACAUUAAACUAAAAUUUAAAUCAAGUCAAAUUUGGUUUCGUUCUCCAUAAGUUUUAACUCAACAAGUCUAAAUCAACUUUAACAAUGGUGCCAUAUCAUUCGAAAAAAAAUGUUUUAAAGCUCUUCAUAGAUUUUACAUGAGUAAUUAGUAAAGAUAUCAUUAAAUCUGUAUGGUACGCCUAUGUACUGAAUCAACUGAUUCAGAAAACAUUUCAUUUAUAAUAGUUUUUGUUUCGUAUUUCCUUUAAAACUAGCAUCUAUGAAUUUAUGGCACUAUUGAAUUAGUGGUGCGAUAUGACAAAUAUAUAUUAUAAUUUUUUAGGACUUUGCCUCACGAAAUUUCGGAUUUUCACUUCAAUUAUGUUUCUUAGUUAAUAAAAAUUUUCAUACAGGGUAUAUUAUAUCGCUAGUCCUUCAGCAAACUGGCAUGUAUUCGUGUAUAACUUCAUUGCAAUUAUUUUUGACACAUUGUAAUUGCAGUUACUUUAACUACCAUUUCAAUUGUAAUGUAAAUAACAAAAUGUGAUAUUUAUAAUCAUUGACUGUGAUUUACUUAUUAUUUAAAAUCUAAUGUAAAAGAUGUAAUAGACUGUAUCGAAGAAUGAUUUUAAAAAUAAAAAAAUAUGAAAUACAACUUUCAUGUUAUUUACUACAGUGUGCUACAAAAUUAACAGCUCAAUAACUUGUUUGCUAAUACUUUAACAAAUGUCAAAUUCUUGGUUAAAUAUUAGAAAAAACG